GAAACACCAGUGGAAUCGGCGUCGGCUCAGAAAUGCACAGAGGAACCAUCUUCUGCUGAGGAACUGCUGAGAACAAACGCAGCAAACGUGACUAGUUUAGAGGCUGCAGAACAACAUGAAGCUCCCAGAGAUGACCAACGAAUGGACACCUCCCCGCCUAUAACACCAGAACGAGCUGGAGAAGGCGCUGGGAACCUCCCUGCGGUGGUGCCGUCCACGGGGCACGAAGUAUCAAAUAAUGAUCCAUUGGAGACCGACCCGACUUCAUUAGGGGAUUGUAAGAUGGAUGCGAGUACCGAACAAACGACUGAUCCAGCUGCAACCCCAACACAAGUUAGUACGGAGGCCGAAAUAUGUUCCCAGGGGGAGUCAUCUGUCCAGAGUGCUGAUCAUAGGCCGCCAGAGCUGGCGGGCUCCUCCAAGACCUCGAGAAAAGCUCCUCCAUCUCGUCAAGGCAGGCUGAUUAAACCCAGACCCAACCUAAAAUCCAGCAGACGUCGUCCACAACCCGAGCAAGCAGACGACGCAGCAGCGGCCGGAGCAGACUCAUGCAGUCGCUCACAGGAUGUAGAGGCCUCUUUAGAUCACAAAGCUGAGGCUGAACUCGCACCUGAGUCCACGGAGGACGUCAGCAAUGAGCCAAGUCACAAUAACUCGAUAAGUGCUCAGUCCUCUCUGGAUUCUGCGCCACAAGUCGUUCCUGCCGAGAAUCCAUCAACGUCAAGAGAAGAGGGGAUCCAGAACUUUCCACUUUUAUUUGACAUGCUGGGCAACGACCUGCCCUCAGAUCCACACGAGCCGUUUUUCGUCCUCUCUCUGACUGAGGUCCCGGUCGCUCCGGCAGGGGAGAUGGUCGCUGGCGCCGAGCCCUCGCCUUAUCCUCCUGUAGCAGAUCCACCAGCGCAGCAGCCCAGCGUUUCUGACACGGGUUUGACGGCAGCAGGAGGUGGAUCAACGUCGAAAGCGUCCUCGUCGUCGAUGUCCACAACGGACACUCGCGGCGGGGCCGACUUAACCGAGCUGGCUGUUGCAAGCGGUGAUCUGUGUUUCCAGGGGGAUCCACAAGAAAGUACUACGGAGACUGUUGGUGCCAACGAGCCUGAAACUCCUCCCUCAAAACCAAAACGGUCAGGAAGAAGAGCCAAUGUGCCAGUUCGGCCCAGAUCUACAAGGAGGAAGCAAACUUCUCCUGCGGCCUCUGACGUGGAGCCAGCCGCCGCGCAAACAAGCGGGGAAGCAGAACAAACCGCUGAAGAGGCUCCGAGCCAGAGGAACCAACGUGCCUGUCGGAAAAGAAAAGCCAAAGAUUUCCCUUCGUCUGCUUCUGAGACAAACAACCCGUCUGAAUCCAGCCGUCCUCCCGGCAAAGCGGCCUCCAAGAGGGCCAAGGUGAAGCCUCUGGUUGCAGAUGGGGCCGUGGCGUCCACGUCGCGCGCUGCCGAGCCGGCGGCAAGUUCCCCACAGCCAGAGCUAGCCCUUCCCACGACAUCAGCGGCACAGUUAGAAGAGGCUAGUGACCAGACUCCCGGCCGCUCAGGUCCAACCUCCGACGCUGCAUGGUGUCCAGCUGAGGCUUCGAAAUCCCAAGAAGGUGACGUUGCAGACUCCAGCUCCGUAGAAGGCGAGCCCACCCAGGUCUCUCAGUACUUCUUCAGUGACAUUUUCACAGAGGUAGAUGAGGGAUAAAAGUAAAAAAAAAAAGGAUUUUUUUUUUAUUCUUCAAGUGGUAUUGCUUUUACUUGGCAGCUUUUCCACUUACACAAGCACUUUGGAUCUGUAUAAUAAUGUACUUAAAUGUGUUUUUUAAACUUGCAUUAGUUCAGUUGAUUAGUAUUUAAAUAAUGUAAACCGAGACGACAGAACAAGCGAUCCAGACUGAAGAAGCCACAGUUGAAUGUUUCAGUUUUAACCAGCUGUGUAAAUGUAAAUAUUGUAAAAGAUUUCUAUUACUGUUGGUAUCGUAAAGAAAUACUUCUCUCAUUAAACCUGUACAGGUUCUUGUGUCUCUGAUGUUCAUUUUAUGUUGUAAAAUGAACCCCAUACAAGGUUUAAACAUUUUUUUCUUCUAUUUUUAAUAUUUUCUGACAUCAUUAGUCACUCACGGAGCACUGCCGGUGGAUCUUUGAUCGACCCAGCAGAGCUGCACGCCCCCGUGUGGGCACAAGUGGUAUUGCUAUUGGUUAAACCACAUCAUGUGACCCAAUAAAGUCCCACUGCCUCAACCACAUCAUUCAAACUUGUAGUUAUUUUCGUUUUGGCAGCCACGAGGGCGUCUGGUCGGUUCCUUCCUCUUCAGAGAAACCGAUUUUCACCACCAAAUGUUUUGUUCUAAGACGAUGUGAACCCAGCGGUCCUGGUUUACACUCGGUUCUUUACUGGUGGAGGAAUGUUUACGUCAUUUUGCACUUCUGCCCAAAUGUUACAAGCUCAAACUUGGUUUAUUCAAAGCAAAAUGAGGAAGUUGUAUAAUAUUUUAAUAAAAUGUGUUCUUCCACC
Cololabis saira (Pacific saury) is the source of this 2496-nucleotide messenger RNA. RefSeq lists its product as uncharacterized. NCBI's taxonomy places the organism in Eukaryota, Metazoa, Chordata, Actinopteri, Beloniformes, Belonidae. The coding region runs from base 142 to 1686 and encodes 514 amino acids. The transcript has 11 exons. The record is from RefSeq and is a predicted model, not a curated record.